AUGCAACUUGCACUGUCCACUCUGCACCUCCUAGCUAUUGGUAAUCGUCGCCCUAACAAUUCUGACUCAUCAUAUGAGCUCUCCUCACUACCUGAUAUGCCUUAUUACUUGGCUGGUCUCGUCUCAAGCGUUUCGAAUGCUACAAACCAACAAGCUGGACUUGUUCGACGAGCCGUACGCGACUCACUUUUCCAGCUCCAGAUUUGUUCAGGUUUAGCUGGCUUUGGAUCAGGUCUUGCUUUUACAGGAAGCAACUCUCCUUCCUUAUCUGGAAGCGUAUCUAAUGCAGGAACCAACUUAGCUGGGAUUGGUGGAUUGACCACUAGUGCUACCUCCGUCUUGGCAGGAGCCAACAGCAGUAGCAGUGCACUUUCUGCCGUAGGUGGCACAGGAGGUGUCGGAGUCAGCUCCUCGAGCUCCUCAGGUAGGAUAUCUGCAUCUACCGUUGUUGGAGCUUCUGGUACCCCUGGGAUGCAAGGUACACGCCGAGCGCCUGUGAGUGGUACAGGAGUAGUGGGCACGACAGCCGCCAUGCUUUCACAUACUCGGCUAAUGCCCAACCCCGUUUCCACGGCAAACACUAUCUCUGGAGGUCCAAGUUCUGGAGCUGCAGGUGGCCCUGUAUCUUCAUUGACACCCUCCGGCUGCUUGAGCAACGGCGGAAGUUCUGUAGCUGUAUCAGCCGUUGGCUCAGACCUCUGUGGAGGAAAUAAUAGUAAUUUUGUUUGUACUAGUGCAACCGGACUAACGCCAACAACACCUGCUGGCGCCACUGCGAAUCUAGCUUCUUCUGGCGCGAUUGGUAAUUCAGUCGUGGUCAUCCCGCCUUCCUGCUCAGGCCCUGUUAUUGGAGGCGUUACCGCCGCCGGACCGAUGAUACAAAAAAAUCCGAUGCACAUUGCUGCUCUUCAGGAGCACAACAUAAAUCCGGAUACCUUGGUUACGCCAGCGAUUGUGAUAAAAAACAAAGAAGAGCGCGAAGCGCGCCAACGUGCUGAGGCUAUUUGCGCUGCUCAGGCAGCUGCUGCUGCUAUGGCAUCGGCUGCAGCGGCUGCCGUAGCAGCAUCCAACACGACUUUUGUAGGGCAAACGGCGUUUUGCCAGUCAACAAUUCGCCGACAGCAGCAAGCCCAACAAAAUCAGUCUUCAAUCGAGACCGGUCACUCUGGUCUUUCUGGGAGACUUCCUGUCUCAAUAGCUCCUGUUAUGCCUAAUGGACUAAUAGGGGUAUCUGGAUCUACCGCACCGAUUGUGGCAUCCAAUCUUUCCUCGUCUUCGAUUUCCGCCGCCUCUCCACUCGCUCGAUCUACCGGCCUUUUACCCAGUCAAACCGAUCUGCGAACGAUCGGACCCGGAGCUGGACUCCACCUGACCUCUGUCGGCGUUCCUGGUGGAGUAUCGACAGCUAAUAGUGGACCGGGACUCCGUUCUACGACUGGUUUACAUUCGCACACACAAGCUCAUACCCAGCUUCAUACAGCUCAACAACAACAACAUAUGCAGAUGCAUACACAAGCCCAGUUAAGUCACUUGGGCUUUUCACCAGCACAUAGCACCAGACCGUUGCAUGCCGCCCAAUCAUCUGGCCACCACAUGCACCAUCCACACCAGCAUCAGAUACAGCAACAGCACCAACAACAGUUGCUUCACCAAAGUCAUACAACGCAUCAACUUCACUCUCAGCAACAGCACCAACAACACCUGCAUCAUCAGCAAAUUCAAGCCAUAUCUGAAUCAGGUGUGAUUGCUACGGCCUCGAGCGGUCUCCUCAAUAUCGCGCCGUGUGUAACCUCUUCUCUCUCUAGACAUUCUUCUGGCUCUAACGUCGCAGGGGUUCUGUUCCUUGGCAUUUUGAGUUGGGAUCCUAGCCUUCUCUGGCAGCAACACUAA
Protopolystoma xenopodis is the source of this 1890-nucleotide messenger RNA. The record is from the annotation of a GenBank genome assembly. Lineage: Eukaryota; Metazoa; Platyhelminthes; Monogenea; Polystomatidea; Polystomatidae.